This is a messenger RNA of Pieris rapae (cabbage white), 3838 nucleotides long. RefSeq lists its product as uncharacterized. Lineage: Eukaryota; Metazoa; Arthropoda; Insecta; Lepidoptera; Pieridae. The coding region runs from base 71 to 397 and encodes 108 amino acids. Gene Ontology annotation, molecular function: cAMP-dependent protein kinase inhibitor activity. Gene Ontology annotation, biological process: negative regulation of cAMP-dependent protein kinase activity. The record is from RefSeq and is a predicted model, not a curated record. The transcript is spliced from 3 exons. Gene Ontology annotation, cellular component: cytoplasm; nucleus.
GUUCUUGUGCAGACGUUGAAAGAGUGCUUUUGACUAUUGGUAAUACUAUUUAAUAUAUAUCAUAGAAAAUAUGUCUGGAGUGCGCGUCGGUCGUGUGCCUAAGCGUAAGAGAGGAGACCGUGCUAAAGCCCGGUCAGUAUUGAGAAUGAUGGCAAUAAUGCAAGACAGAAAUAGCGAGGAGGUACCGCGUGAGUUCCUCGAGACAGGUCGCACGGGGCGCCGCAAUGCGAUGCCUGACAUCUUACACCCACAGGGCGCGGAAGUUACCACCGCCGACCUGCCUUCCAGGCUGCAGAAUCUCGUUACUAUAACUGAUCCUGUUCAAGCUGGUCCUUCGAAGCCGGAAUUAGAGCCGACGAAGCCCGACGAAGCUUCAGCAAAAAAUGACUGUAGUUGAGCUGACUCUUUAAUGGGUCCCUGACCGCACUGGACUUGCCCAAAGCUUGUAAUCUCAUCAUUAACAUAGUAUUACUAGCAAUGAUAGACUUUUGUAAGGUAUGAAGUAGGGUAGAUUCUAUCGAAUUUUUAUUUGUAUCACGUCUGUACACAAAAGCUAAUCAAAUUUAACAGCUGCAAAAAUAUUGCAGUCUAUUUGACUGCUAAGGUCAGCUUUAUAUUUAAGUAACUUUUAUAUUUGAGUGGCUUUUGAGUAUACAAUUUUAUACAUUAUAGUCUAGCCUUGUUUUCUUUGGCUACUUUCAAUAUGAUAUACGUAGUAUAUAAUAAUUCAUGUAUAAUACUACCGUAAUAUAAUAAUACCGUUUGGUUAGGUUUAGUCUUCUAGGAGCAUAUUCUAAAACAUGUGUUGUAUCUGGGAUUUAUAACUGUCAAAUUUGACAGAUCUUGAAAACUAGAUUAAUGUUAGUUUUACGUUAGGUGUAAAAUUUGUGUGAUACAUAAAUUGAUACUUAAUUCAUCCAUUUUAUUGAGGUCACAUAAUAUUUACAAUUUAAUUUAUUGAUUUAUGUUACAAUAAUAUAGUCAGUAGCUAGUUUAUUUAAUGCAAUGUGUUUGGUUGUGUGUUUGUGUAGAUGUUAGCGACUUUUAAUGAAGGUUAAUAAUUUGUGAUAUUCAGUGCGUUAUAUGUUCCUAAACUACUUAAAUAGCGCAGUAAAAUUUAUUUUGGAAAUAAAUGUUUGGAUAGUUGUGGAAAGGCCUCACAGAACGUAGGAAGCCGUACGAACAUUUUAGGCAACAAACAACGUGAUUUCUUCAACGGCCUUAUGAAUUACGAUAAACCUCUCGAUGGAGCAUAAAUACCUAACGAACAAAACAAAGAACAAAUUAUUUAACGUGACAUUUGUAAUUUGCGUCGUGCUAUACGUAACAGUAAUAUUCGUAAAAUUUUCUUAGAAUGUGUCACGAAUUUCGAAUUUUGCGUGAAACAUUUGGGUAACAAUUACGUUCUAUAGUGUUUUGAAUAAAAAUAUUUCUUGUCUAAAUUUACACAUGUUUAUUACAGCGAGCGAUAAAAAUCCGUAAAUUGUAAAAAAAUAUUCCGUUUGUCAAUUAACUGUGAAUUGUUGAAUACGCCUACUUAAAUUUUCCAGGAUUUAUGAUCUCUAUAGUAUGAGUACAAUUAAUACGCUGUGUCCGCGGGCGGAUGUGACGUCAUUGGUUGUAAAAAGUUCGUUAGAGACCCGAAACGUCGCAGGGCUGCCAAUCUUAUAAUUGGAUUCAAAAUGUGUAAUAUCUGUGGUUUAUAUUAUAACCCAAUCAAGUUAAAUAUCUAUUGAAAAUUGAUUAAAGAAUAUGUUGUUUUUCAAGGUACAUACAUCAAAUUGAUAAAACAUCAUAUUAUGUAUUUUUAACAGGUUAUUUUUCAAAAAAAUACAUCUAUAGUAGACAUAAUGAGAUUCUAUGUAUAAUUGUAAAGACACGGAGAUAUAGAUUGAACCUACUGGCAGCCCUGGGAUUACAAAAUCACUUUACGAAAGGCGUAGCCCACUAAACGGUGUUCUAUGAGAAUUAUAUUAGUUCACUCUUUGACCCGUGACUAAAGUGAUAUUGUUUUUCGGUCAGUCAGUUUCCGGUCGCCAAUCAAGUCUGUCAAAAGAGUCUUUAAUACUUCUUAGACAAAUCUAUUGUAAGUUUUUCAUCGAAUUCGUCUACUUGUAGUUACAUCGAAAUAUUCAACGAUAGUUGUCGUUUGAUGUUUCAAUUUUUAGUCAAUUAUAGUGACUACUACUAAUUAACUUGAAUAAUCGUGGAGUUAAUUAUUAUUUGGGUUAGUCUAGUCUAUGACUGUAUUUCAUUAAAUUUGACGUAUAUCUUUAAAUGUCAACCUUUGAAUUGUAUACCUUUUUUGAGUAAUCAUUAGACUGACUGAUGUGUUUGAAAACUUACAAUCCCAAUAAAAGGUUAUUAAAAUAAACGAAAUGAACAAGUAAAAUUGAGAUAUUGCCAUCAAUUAGUAAUGAUUAUUGUUGUUAUGUUAAAUAUUUUCGUUUAUUCCCAUAGAAGUAUGUUUCUGACUUUAGUUUGGCUGUUUCAAAAAGUUUGUUUUAAUGCGUUAUGUACGAAGAUCCGAACUUUAAAGUUAUGUUAUUUAUUAUCUCAAUACAAAACAUCAGUUAAUAUUUUUACGUAUUCAUUAAAUACAGAUUUAGAAAUAAUUCUUGAACCCAUGCAAACCCAAAACUCGAAGAACGGUAAAAAUUAGUACAAAAGUUACUGACACUGAUACAAGUCGAAUAUGUAAUUUAUUUCUCGUAGAUUAGUACGAUAUUAUGGGUGUAAUAAAAUUUUGUAUGUUUAUAUUAACGUCUAGAAUAAAUAGCAUUAUAAACAUAUCCAUUUAUGACGUAGUGGCAUUAUUCAAAACUGUGUUGUUUUCGCAGAAGAUUGUUUAACAGUAAGAAUCAGACAUUAAACAAUUAAUUUGAAAUGUAUAUUCGAACUUAGGAAAAUACCCUUUUUAUAAAAAAAUAAUCGUCUCUUUCUGUCAAAUUGUGAUUACAUUAAAAUGAAAAGAGACAGAUGAGUACAUUCGUUCAUACAGUGCAAUGUGACUGAUUAUUUAUGCGUAUCUUAUAAAUAAGAUGUGAAGAAUUUUUAAUUUUCAAGUAAAAACGAUUUAUGUUUCACGAUUAUUAAGGCCGUCUACCUUUGAGACAAUAUUGCGCAGUACGUAUCUACAAUAUAUAUAUAUUAUAGAUUGUAUUAAAUGUCUAUUAAAAGUACUCGUAAUCACGUCGAAUCUAAUUCAUUGCUUGAUAUGCACCACAUGUAAAGUGAGUGCAGAAUAUGGAUCACAGAAUCUUUUCUUGUAUUUAUAUUCGAAUUAGCGGUAUUCAUUUCGACAGGACUAUAUUUAUAAUUCUAUAUACCUUCCAGAAUGUAAUUACAGUUAUUUCAAGGAUAUCAAAUAUACAUUUUUGACUGCUAUCAAGGAAUUAACUGGUACUUGAUAACGUCUUAGAGUACAAGUGAAAAUACUACUUGUCUGCUUUUAGUAUCACGCUUUGAUGAUCUUCUCAGUAAGAUUACAUUACCCUAGAAGCGUUUUGUAUAACACCGACUGUCAACGCAGCAUUUAUAUAGCAAUAAUUCGCGCCUCUCCCAUUAUUUGUUACAAUAUUCUUCAGUAAUCAGUAGGAUUCUAAAAUCAGCCUUAAAGAUUAUACUAAUAUUAGACGCACAGGAUUUAUUGUAGUUAUCUUCGGUUGCAUUUUAAGUUUACGAUUGUCAUGGAAAUAAUAAAUGUGAUCUUACUAGUGACUCUUUCUUUCUUUAGUCUCCCAAAUUGUAUAGUUCUAAGCAUCUAUUCGUUAUAAUUUAUAUAUAUUAAAAUAUAUAUUUUUGUUUUUGGGCUGUGUAAAUAAACCGUACAAUGUUA